Messenger RNA from Paramecium sonneborni, 1155 nucleotides. The record is from the annotation of a GenBank genome assembly. NCBI's taxonomy places the organism in Eukaryota, Ciliophora, Oligohymenophorea, Peniculida, Parameciidae.
UAAAAUUUAAACUAAUGAAAGCAAUAAUGUUAAUUGUCUUAACACUCUUAGUGUUAGGGAAUUCUUAAUCAAUGGACAUCCAUGUUAAAGAUGUCUAUUUAAUUGUUAAAGGAGUUGUGGAAGGUGUAUAAGUAGAUGAUCAUGUUGAAGUAAAAGAGAUUGUUUCUUGUUUGAAUGACUCUGAAGAAUUAAUAAAUAAUAUUGUGAAGGCUAUUACAAAUUUAGAAACUCAAACAUUUGAUGGAGUUAAGGAAGGAAUAAAAUUAAUAGGAGUAGCUAUUCAAUAAAUUCCAGAUGCAAUCACUGCAUGUUAAUCUGGAUCUGAAGAGAUGGUAGCAUUAUCAAGUAUAUAAUUAUAAUAAUAAUUAGAACUUCUAACAAAUAUGCUUGAACAAUUAAGAAACCCUUGGACAUUUUCUUUUAAAAUUGGUUAUAAUUUAAUUGUUAAUGGAUUGGACAUUUAUUAAGAAAUUAGUAAUUAAUAAAAAUUAAUCCUAGGUACUGCUAUAAAAGACUGGAAAUCAGAAAUUUAUGAAGAUUUUGGUAAAUAGAUUGGAUUUGUACUUGUUUAAUUGCUUAAGGAAACUAAAAAUACAGAGGCUCUUAUUUUUGAUUAUGAAGUUGUUGGAAUAAUAUUCGAAGGAUUACUUGAUGGAAUAGUAGAUGCAAGUGGAAUUAAAGCAGAUGACAUUAAAUCUUGUUUAAAUUUUGCUGAUGUCAUUGUGAUAGAUUUUGAAAAAGCUGUUAGACUUUUAGAAAAUGGAUCUGUUUCAAGUGUUAUAUAGGCUUUAUAAUCAUUUGUGGAAGGUCUCUCUGAAUUUCCAAAAGCACUUGAAAUUUGUUAAUCUAGUUCUUAAGAAGCUUUAAAGUUAGCUGAAAAAAUUAAGGAGUUAAUUGAGGCAUUAUCAAAUCCAACUUCAUUCAUAUAUCACAUUGGAAAAGAUUUGAUUAUUAAUGGAAAGGAUAUCUAUUAAGAAGUAUUACUAAUUAUAAGUAUUUUUAGAUUUUUGCAGCUGUGGAAGAUUGGAAAUAUGGAAAUUGGAAUGAUUUUGGUUUCUAAUUAGGUAAGGCAAUGGAAUAAAUUUUCAUUGGACAAAAAUAAGAGAUAUUAUUAUAUCAACUAUGAAAUAUAUUUAUUUCAUACUAAUUAUAAAA